AAGGCCGAAGAUGAACCGUCCAAUCCAGGUGAAGCCGGCGGACAGCGAGAGCAGAGGGGAAGACAGGAAGCUAUUUGUGGGCAUGCUGGGAAAACAGCAGACGGACAGUGACGUGAGAAAGAUGUUCGAGCCCUUUGGCAGCAUAGAGGAGUGCACGGUGCUCCGUGGGCCUGAUGGCACCAGCAAAGGUUGUGCGUUCGUAAAGUACCAGAGCAACGCAGAGGCCCAGGCUGCCAUCAAUGCCCUGCAUGGGAGUCGUACUUUACCUGGUGCCUCGUCGAGCCUGGUGGUGAAGUUUGCAGAUUCGGAGAAGGAGCGAGGGCUGCGGAGGAUGCAGCAGGUGGCCUCUCAGCUGGGGGUCAUCAGUCCCAUGACCCUCCACCUCGGGGCCUACAACGCCUACACACAGGCUCUGAUGCAGCAGCAGGCCCUGGUGGCGCAGUCGGCCUACCUCUCCCCUGUUGCCACAGUGGCGGCGGUUCAGAUGCAGCAGCUCGCCGCCCUCAACCCCAGCAGCAUCAUUGCCACGCCGAUCGCAUCCAUCACCCCCUCCUCAGCCUUUUAUAUGUCCGCAGGUACCAGCACUCCGCCCUCCAUCGCCGCCACACCUGUUCCUGCUCUGCCUCCACCCCUCACAGUGAACAGCUACCCCUCUGUGCCAGCUCCACCCAACAGCCAAUCAGCAACUGAGGCCCUGUACACCAACGGGGUCCACGCCUACCAAGCUCAGAGUCCUGUACUGGACCCCCUGCAGCAGGCAUAUACAGGCAUGCAGCACUACACAGCCACCUACCCUGCUGCGUACGGCCUGGUGGGACAGCCGUUCCCGCAUCAGCCCACCCUGGUGGCUCAGCAGCCUCAGCAGCCGCAGCAGCUGCAGCAACGAGAAGGUCCUGAGGGCUGUAACAUCUUCAUCUACCACCUGCCACAGGAGUUCACCGACUCUGAGAUCCUGCAGAUGUUCCUGCCCUUCGGAAAUGUUAUCUCUGCAAAGGUCUUUGUUGACCGCGCCACCAAUCAGAGUAAAUGCUUUGGUUUUGUGAGUUUUGACAACCCAUCCAGCGCCCAGACUGCCAUCCAGGCCAUGAACGGCUUCCAGAUUGGCAUGAAGAGACUGAAGGUGCAGCUGAAGAGGCCCAAGGAUGCCAACAGGCCUUACUAAAAGAGGAGAAACCUAAGAAUUCAAUCAAGAGAAACCACUCGGGAUGUCCCAGCCUUUUUUGGUUGUUUGACCAACCGUAUAGCACAGGAGCAACACUUCACAAAAAGCAGUAUCAUGUGUAUGCGCUUGCAAAACGCAACCACAACAGCAGUUAUAUCAGCAACAGAAAACUUCAACUGAGUCAGCAUCCGCAGUAUCAGAAGUGCUCCAGAUUUCCUAUCAUUCCACAGCUGGAUUCAUUUAUAUUAUGUACAUACUCUAUUGUCGGCAACAAGAUCUACAUGUUAAGAAAAAGCAUAUCACUGAUGUUAUUCUACUGAACAGGGUUUACUGUAUAGUGUGAUUUGUGGUCUAUGGCGUAAACAGAAAGCAAGUGUGCACAGUUGGAGGCUAAAGAAAAUACUAUUCUGUAUGAUUACCACUGGUAAUAUUGUUAUGUAGAGUUAGUUUUAUUAUUUAUACGUAAAUUAAAAUCAUGGGGUAAUGAAACUGAAGGAGAAAAGGAUUUCCUCUCGCUGUACAUACCUUGGUUUGUAAAAGACUUCUCCAGUAAACAUCUCUGCUGCCACUACUUUUCAAAUUAAAAGCGGAAGGAAGGGCUGGGAAUUUUUCUAUCUUGAUUUUUUACGUUUGAUUUAUUUGGUAAUCAAUUUGAUGAGGGUGGAGAUGUGACAAUUUCUUUUUUAAUUUAAGAAGAAAAAAGAGGAUUCCUGUGGUCUUCAAGACAAUGAACACACUUAUAAUAGAGUUUUUAAUUACAUAAAUGUACCUAUGGAAGUAAACAAAAAAAAAAACAUAAUGUUUCUUUAUUUAUUCUCUACAAUCGCUGUUUUAAAACAUAUGUCUUUAAAAGAAAAUAAAGUACAAUUUAGAA
Molecule: messenger RNA, 2036 nt
Organism: Notolabrus celidotus (New Zealand spotty)
Lineage: Eukaryota; Metazoa; Chordata; Actinopteri; Labriformes; Labridae
Gene: celf3a
Product: cugbp, Elav-like family member 3a
Exons: 12
Coding region: 11-1162 (383 amino acids)
Biological process (GO): regulation of alternative mRNA splicing, via spliceosome; mRNA splice site recognition
Cellular component (GO): ribonucleoprotein complex; nucleus; cytoplasm
Molecular function (GO): mRNA binding
Source: RefSeq, a predicted model, not a curated record